Nematolebias whitei (Rio pearlfish) is the source of this 895-nucleotide messenger RNA. RefSeq names its product BRCA1/BRCA2-containing complex, subunit 3 (gene brcc3). The coding region runs from base 73 to 855 and encodes 260 amino acids. Gene Ontology annotation, molecular function: cysteine-type deubiquitinase activity; polyubiquitin modification-dependent protein binding; metallopeptidase activity. Gene Ontology annotation, biological process: double-strand break repair. The record is from RefSeq and is a predicted model, not a curated record. The transcript has a single exon. Gene Ontology annotation, cellular component: BRISC complex; BRCA1-A complex. NCBI's taxonomy places the organism in Eukaryota, Metazoa, Chordata, Actinopteri, Cyprinodontiformes, Rivulidae.
GAACAACCCGGAAGUGAGUCUGUGCUCCGGUUGUUUGUUUUCCUGGUUCUUUCUCAGUUUGAAAUCCGAAUCAUGGCGGUGAGUUCGGUCCAUCUCGAGUCCGACGCCUUCCUGGUGUGUAUGAACCACGCGCUGAGCACGGAGAAGGAGGAGGUGAUGGGUCUGUGUAUCGGGGAGGUGGAGGAGUCCCGGCUCGUCCACGUCCGCUCCGUCAUCAUCCUCCGCCGCUCCGACAAGAGGAAGGACCGGGUGGAGAUCUCCCCGGAGCAGCUGUCCGCCGCCUCCACCGAAGCCGAGCGGCUGGCCGACACCACCGGGAGGCCGAUGAGGGUGGUCGGCUGGUACCACUCCCACCCGCACAUCACCGUGUGGCCCUCGCACGUGGACGUCCGGACCCAGGCCAUGUACCAGAUGCUGGACCGGUGCUUCGUGGGCCUCAUCUUCUCCUGCUUCAUCGAGGACAAGAACACCAGGACCGGCCGGGUCCUUUACACCUGCUUCCAGUCCGCGCAGGCGCAGAAGGGCUCCGAGUACGAGCGAGUGGAGAUCCCCGUGCACGUGGUUCCGCGCGGGGCCAUCGGGAAGGAGUGUCUGGAGUCUGCCGUGGAGCUGCCCCGGAUCCUGUGCCAGGAGGAGCAGGACACGUACCGCAAGAUCCACAGCCUGGCCCACCUGGACCCGGUCACCAAGAUCCACAACGGCUCGGUGUUCACCAAGAACCUGUGCAGCCAGAUGUCGGCGGUCAGCGGGCCGCUGCUGCAGUGGCUGGAGGACCGGCUGGACCAGAACCGGCAGAGUGUCCUGGACCUGCAGAGGGAGAAGGAGAGGCUGCAGCUGGAGCUGGCUGCUCUCUGAGCCCCGGGGGACCUGGACCCCGGAGGAUCAGGACCCCUCC